AUGGAAGGUCAAGUCUCUACAACUUCUGCCGCAUGGUGCGCCUUCUAUGGUGCGGGAAUCAUUGGAACCUUGGUGCUCUACGGCAUUCUGCAGGAAGGCAUCAUGACGGUGUCGUAUGACGGCAGCCUUUUCACAUACUCAGUGUUUCUCGUGCUUUGCAACCGAUUGGCCGCCGUUCUCUUCGCUGCAUCAAUGGCAUUCGUCAAGGGUGAGAGAAUGCAGAAUGAGGCACCCAUUUGGAAAUAUCUGAUCGUCUCCUUGUCGAAUGUCUACGCCAGCUCUUGCCAGUACGAGGCGUUGAAAUAUGUGUCUUUUGCUGUGCAGAUGCUUGGGAAGAGCUUCAAGAUGAUGCCCGUGAUGAUUUGGGGCAUCAUCAUCUCCGGAAAGACAUACGGAAUGAGGGACUGGUCGGUGGCACUCGCUGUCACACUGGGCUGCACGGAGUUUCUGAUGACCGGUCCCAUGCACUCGAAGGUGAGUUCCGCCAACAGCUUCAAGGGCUUCCUUCUUCUGGGCGGCUUCCUGGCUCUUGACGGGCUAACUUCAACCUUCCAAGAAAAGCUCUUCAAGGAGCACAAAACGACGAAGUACAAUCAGAUGUUGUACAUCAAUCUCCUGUCGGCCACUGUCUCUCUGGCGACAUUGCUGGCCCGUCGCCUGGAGACAGAGCUGCGUGCGGUGUGUCGUGAAUGUUUAUGUUCCUGCAGCACCACGGUCCGGCAGCCACCAUGUGCCGCUGCAAUCUUUCUCUCAAGUACAGAUAAUCCACCUGGAUGGCUGCUGUUUCAUCUGUGCCGCUUGCAAAGCAAGGCUUCGAGGUGGAGCUUCAUCCCAGGGCUUCUUCAGCCCAGCUUCUCUGACCUGGGGGAAAUUGAGGCAAGUGGAUGA
Messenger RNA from Symbiodinium necroappetens, 888 nucleotides. Lineage: Eukaryota; Dinophyceae; Suessiales; Symbiodiniaceae. The record is from the annotation of a GenBank genome assembly.